AUAUGACUGGUGUCUAGAGGAACAAAAGUCUGUAGAAUGUUACAUAUAGUAAAAAAGACGGCUUUAAGGUACACUUUCCAACAAGGAUUGGGUACUACUAAGCAGAAAAUUAAUUGGUUUUCAGCAAAAUUCUUUGCUUCGCCAUUUCUCAAUAGGCCAGCGGCUUCAUUUUUUCAUUCCUCAAUUACGAGACAAAACGCCGUUGACGAUGGCAGUUUUAACGAAACAGACGAAAUAUGGAGCUUAUUUAAUGGUGCAGCGGAAAAUACAUCAAAACCAACGGAAACGAAUAAUGAAUUGCUGUCUGAAGUUCCGGUUGAAGAAAAAGAUACCCCUCCAAACUUACGAGCCAGUGAGGAAAAUUACAAACAGUACGCUAAGGAUUACAACUCAGAUGAAGUUGUUUCUCAACUUGUAAAUACGAUAAUGCGACAUGGGAAAAAGGCAACUGCCCAAAAGUAUGUCAACAAGGCUUUACUGAUUGUCCAACGGGAGUUGAAUCAGAAUCCUGUUAAGGUGCUACAUGAAAGUGUCACAAAAAUAUCACCCUUAAUGAAACUUGUGACCCAAAAACGUCCGACCAAGAAUAUUCAAUUCCCGUUACCCUUAAACGAGCGACAACGCAGGCGUUUUGCAAUUGUUUGGAUGCUGGAUGCAUCAAAUUCGUACAAGAGCAAGUCAAUUUCCGAGCGACUUGCUGCAGAAAUCAUUGCCGUGCACAAUGGAACGAGCAAAUGCAUCAAACAAAAAGAACAGCUGCACCGGCUGUGUCUAAAUAAUCGUGGAAACGCACCCAUCCGGAUCUAGAAAUGCAACUUCGUGCGUACGCACAUAGGCUUUAUGAUUACGCAUAAUGAAAUUGAAUUAGUAUCUGUUUCUAUAGGAAAAAAAAGGUUAAGAAGAAGAAUCGAGAGCCGUGCCAACGAAAUAAAUUUCAAGC
Messenger RNA from Schizosaccharomyces japonicus yFS275, 940 nucleotides. Its product is annotated as mitochondrial 37S ribosomal protein RSM7. NCBI's taxonomy places the organism in Eukaryota, Fungi, Ascomycota, Schizosaccharomycetes, Schizosaccharomycetales, Schizosaccharomycetaceae. The transcript is spliced from 2 exons. The record is from RefSeq and is a predicted model, not a curated record. Gene Ontology annotation, biological process: translation. Bases 37 to 807 code for a protein of 256 amino acids.